Messenger RNA from Epinephelus moara (kelp grouper), 442 nucleotides. Its product is annotated as myosin heavy chain, embryonic smooth muscle isoform-like. The record is from RefSeq and is a predicted model, not a curated record. The transcript is spliced from 3 exons. Lineage: Eukaryota; Metazoa; Chordata; Actinopteri; Perciformes; Serranidae. The annotation marks the transcript as partial. Gene Ontology annotation, cellular component: myosin complex.
AUCGCUGCUGUCUGAUGAAAAGCGUCGCUUGGACGCUAAGAUCAGCCAGCUGGAGGAGGAGCUGGAUGAAGAGCAGGCCACCGUGGAGAGCCUCAAUGACCGGCUGAGGAAGAGCCAGCAGCUGGUGGAUCAGCUAGGUGCGGAGCUGGCAGCAGAGAGAUCCUCCUCUCAGACCAGGGAAGGAUCCAGGCAGCAGCUGGAGAGACAAAACAAAGACCUGAAGGCCAAACUGCAAGAGAUGGAGGGCCAGGGCCGCUCCAAACUCAAAUCCUCCAUCGCCGCCCUGGAGUCCAAACUGAGGGAGGUGGAGGAGCAGCUGGAGAUUGAGAGCAGAGAGCGUCAGGCCAAUGCCAAGAAUCUGCGUCAGAAAGAGAAGAAACUGAAGGAUUUAACCAUCCAGAUGGAGGAUGAGAGGAAGCAGGCUCAGCAGUACAAGGACCAG